Messenger RNA from Patella vulgata (common limpet), 1552 nucleotides. RefSeq lists its product as uncharacterized. The transcript has 15 exons. The record is from RefSeq and is a predicted model, not a curated record. The coding region runs from base 275 to 1552 and encodes 425 amino acids. Gene Ontology annotation, biological process: lipid metabolic process. Gene Ontology annotation, molecular function: calcium ion binding. Lineage: Eukaryota; Metazoa; Mollusca; Gastropoda; Patellidae.
GCUUAGUUUUGUUUUAUAUUAGUCAUAGUUAUGAAGUGUGGCCAUAGAUAAAGUGCAGUGAAUAUAAUAAUUGUGUUCUAAAAUAUAUACACCAAGGUUUAGGGACUCUUUUAUAGUUGAAUUUGUACAGAUUUAAAUUAGCUAUUAUCAAACGGAGAAUUUUGUUUUUAAAUGAAGCCACCAGGGUAGAUUUGUCGAGUACGGUAAUCUAGGAUUGCCCGAAAAAGACAAGUUGCAGAUUGAGAAAAAUACGGCGGAUGCUAUUCACCCGAAAAUGGAAAGAUAUUGGCAGUUUCAAGAACUAGUACGGCGAAUGCUAUUUGCUCGAAAAGAAUCAGCGACGAUGUCUACGAAGAAUCCGCUGGUGUAUGAAAACUUGGUGCUUGAGGGAGGAGGAGCUAAAGGAGUUGCUCUGGGUGGUGCUUUAAAGUAUUUACAGAAACUGGGUUUGUUAUCUGGAGAUGGCAAUCAUCAUAUAAAGCGAUUUGGUGGGGCCAGUAUUGGUUCUUUAGUAGCAACCUUACUAUCUGUUGGUUACAGUCCAGAUGAGGUCACUAAAGUACUAUAUUCAAAUUCAAUGUCAACAUUUACCUCAGGGACUCUGUUUUCGAUUUGUUUGUCGUUUUAUGAAGUAUUUAAGCAGUAUGGUUUCCAUUCAACCAAUCCCAUUAAGAAAUCGUUAGGGGAGUAUAUAAAACAGAAGACAGGAAAUGCUGAUUUGACGUUUAAACAGUUGUAUACUAGUCGUGAUAAGGAACUCUGUGUUAUUGUAACUAAUGUCAACAGAUUAAAAACAGAAUAUUUCCACGCGAAGACAACACCGGAUACACCAAUUAGAGAAGCUGUGCGCAUGUCUAUAUCUAUACCAGGAUAUUUUAGGGCAAUAAAAUCCAAAUUAGAAGCAGACGGAGAAGAAGAUUUGUUUGUAGAUGGAGGGAUGCUGUGUAAUUACCCAAUUCAUUGUUUUGAUGGCUGGUUUUUAUCAAUGGCUAAAGGGAAUAGCUUCUUUAAUAGAAUUAAAUCUUUAAGUGAUAUUGCUAAACAUUAUGAACAAAAUAACCGAUUUAAAGAAUUUAAUCCUAAGACAUUGGGAAUUGUUUUAUAUUCGGAGACUGACAAUCAGUGGAUGAAGGACUGCUUCAAUAAAAGGGCGUUGUGUUUAAAACCAGAGAGACCUGGAAAAAGUACCAAAUUAUAUUGCGAAAGGGACAAAAGUCGUCAUAAAUCUGAAGAAAUUGAACAGUAUGAUAAACUCCGUUCAUCAGUAGAAGUAUUUUUUAAAGUAUGCCAAGAACAGCUGUCAGAAUCUACGUUGAGCAAAGAGGCGGUGAAAAUUAUAUUUGAAGAUAAACGUUUUACACAAGAACAAAGAGAUGCUCUGUUUGAAGGUCUGACGUUUGAAGAGUUUUUCAGCAAGCUUGACCAGAACAAUGAUGGAACGGUUCAGUUUAGAGAACUGUUAGGUUUUAUUGAAUGGAAAGGGGUAUAUUCAGGCCAGAAAUACAUUGGAUUCGACAGAAAAAAUAUCACCGACCAAGGGGCUGUUACUUGA